Messenger RNA from Episyrphus balteatus (marmalade hoverfly), 2370 nucleotides. RefSeq names its product protein HBS1 (gene HBS1). Gene Ontology annotation, molecular function: GTPase activity; GTP binding. The record is from RefSeq and is a predicted model, not a curated record. Bases 146 to 2173 code for a protein of 675 amino acids. NCBI's taxonomy places the organism in Eukaryota, Metazoa, Arthropoda, Insecta, Diptera, Syrphidae. The transcript has 3 exons. Gene Ontology annotation, biological process: translation.
CUUGCAUUUUGGCAUCACUAAACAACACAACAUCAAAUUUGACACAUGACAUUUCCCAUGUUUUUGUUGGUUUUCAUUUCACAAAAAAAUUACUCAAAAAAAAAACUUUUUUAAAAUAAACAUUUAAUAAAUAUAUUAAAUCAAGAUGUCACGCCACAGAAUAGUCCGCACAAUGGACUUUAACGAUGAAUACGAUGGCUACGACGAUGUCUAUGGCCAUUCAGUUGACGACGACAGCUGUAUAUCACCAACAGAUGCAUCCCAAUGGUUAUUCGAUCGUGCCCGUGGACAACAGAGUAUGUCAGCUUUUAUAGCAAACAAUCGAAACAUCGCCGAGGAAGAUGAAGGUGGGCAAGAAGACGAAGAAAUGUAUGAAAAGUCACGAAGGGAUUCGGAAAGUUUCCAAAUGCCAGUGCUGAAUGACGUAGAUCAGGCAAAGCUAGUGUCGUGCAUUGAUGAAGUACGAAGUGUUGUUGGGGAUGCUGUCUCGGAGCGGAGAAUCGUUGAAUCAUCAAUGAGAUUCGCUUACGACAUCACAAAAAUCCUCGACGAGAUUCUUAACGAAGAAAGUGAGAAACCAGCUGCCAAGAAGGAAAAAAUAACACCAAGUGUCUCAUCGAAGACCAAACCUGCUGGUGUCGUUUUGGAAAAGCGACCGGAACCAGUGCCAACAAUUGCCGUGACUGUUCUUCAAGUUCCCGAGAAAGAUAUUCGCCGUGGAUUUGAAAUCAAUUCACCACAGUUUCAAUCGCCGGCUGUGUCGGGACGGAAUACUCCGGAACCGAAUAAUGGCGAAGUAGAUGGACCCCGCGUAUCGGGAAUAUUCAAGGUUUCCAAGGAACAGUCUCAGAGAAAUGCCCAACAAUUGUACACCAAGGAAAGAGCUGACGAAAAGCCACAUUUCCACAUGAUUGUCAUUGGGCAUGUGGAUGCUGGAAAGAGUACCCUUAUGGGUCACAUCUUGUUUGACACUGGAAACGUUUCUCAGAGAGUGAUGCACAAACACGAACAAGAGAGCAAGAAAAUGGGCAAACAAAGCUUCAUGUAUGCCUGGGUACUUGAUGAGACUGGCGAAGAACGAGCAAGGGGAAUCACAAUGGACGUUGGUAGUUCUAGAAUUGAAACACCCAACAGAGUUGUCACAUUGCUAGAUGCUCCAGGACACAAGGAUUUCAUUCCGAAUAUGAUUUCGGGAGCUACACAAGCUGAUGUAGCUCUUCUUGUUGUUGACGCAACUCGAGGUGAAUUCGAGACUGGAUUUGAACAAGGUGGACAAACACGAGAACAUGCUCUGUUGGUUCGAUCGCUUGGAGUGAGUCAACUGGCAGUUGUCAUCAACAAAAUGGACACAGUCAACUGGUCCAAGGAACGAUUCGACGAAAUCGUCGGAAAGUUGUCAGGUUUCUUAAAACGAGCUGGAUUCAGAGUCUCUGAUGUGACAUUUAUUCCAUGUUCCGGAUUGACUGGUGAAAAUCUAACCAAGCCCUCUACGGACCCAGAAUUGGUGUCAUGGUACACCGGUCCUUAUUUACUCGAUGUGAUUGAUAAAUUCAAGAUUCCCGAAAGAGCUAUCGACCGACCCUUCCGAAUGUCUGUUUCGGAUAUCUUCAAAGGAACCGGUUCUGGGCUGUGCAUCUCUGGACGCAUUGAAACCGGAGUUCUCUGUGUCAAUGACAGGGUUCUCGUGGGACCAAGUCGUGAACAGGCUCAAGUGAAAGGACUUUCUAUCGAUGAGGCUUCACAACUGACAGUUUUUGCCGGCGAUCAAGUGUCUGUUACCCUAGCCGGGGUCGACAUCAAUACAAUCAAUGUGGGAUGUAUUAUAUGCGAUCCACAGAACCCAAUUCCGGUGACUUCUCGCUUCCAGUGUCGCAUCUUGGUGUUUAAUGUCAAAGUUCCCAUUACAAUUGGAUUUCCAGUGAUUAUGCAUCAUCAAUCGUUGAUUGAGCCUGCCACGAUAAUCAAGUUGAACUCACAAAUUCACAAAGGUACUGGCGAGGUAAUCAAGAAGAAACCACGUUGCUUGGGUAAUGACUCGUGUGCUGUGGUGGAAAUAGAGACAACGAGGCCAAUUUGUGUUGAGAACUAUGCAGACUUUAAGGAAUUGGGAAGAGUAAUGUUGCGAGUAGGUGGUGUAACUAUUGCAGCUGGGAUGAUUACGAAAAUUCGAUAGAGACAGACUGGGAAGCGCUUUUUUUUGUUACUUGGCUUAGUUGUAAGACUUUUAUCUAUCUCUACUCAGAUUAACGUGUUUUUUUUUUUUAAGUUAUGUUGGAAUUCAUCAGAUGUUUUGGAAGUUCAUUCUGCAUUGUGAAAAAAAAAACAAACAACUGACUUAUCACAAAUAAACUGACACGUUAUGGCAAUAAA